Messenger RNA from Aspergillus ruber CBS 135680, 840 nucleotides. RefSeq names its product DUF3425 domain-containing protein. NCBI's taxonomy places the organism in Eukaryota, Fungi, Ascomycota, Eurotiomycetes, Eurotiales, Aspergillaceae. The record is from RefSeq and is a predicted model, not a curated record. The coding region runs from base 1 to 840 and encodes 279 amino acids. The transcript is spliced from 2 exons.
AUGCCACCAGACUCUAGCUCCUCCGACGUGACAUCUCCCACCGACGAUGACUGGCAUGGAAUCGUUGACAAAAUUGAACGACGAAGGCGACAGAACCGAGUGAAUCAGCGCGCAUGGCGACUCAGGCAUAAGCAAAACCCGUUACAUGAUAGACUGCCGUCAUCGUCCCCCUCGGCCAACGAGUCCGCUUUGCUCCCCUUUGUGCCACCGAACCAUACGCACGAUGGAUCAUCCUGCUCGAGACCGGAAUGUUUCUUGAUCAGUUCCGAGACCGAGACUUUGCUUAAGAGGUUUGAAUCUGCCGCCUAUACAAGUUAUAUCCUCGGGUCGCCUCAGGCGGAUCACCUCUUGACUUUGGUGAGGGGAAACAUUUUUCGCGCUCUCUUCCACAAUCUCUCCGUAUUGGGGUUAUCGAAAGAAUGGAUGAACGAGGAUGCUCUCUCGCCGCUCGCUUCGGACUCAGAAUCCCACCUUGUCCGUGAUCUCGCAGUGCUACCGGUUUCCCUUCAGCCCACCGCUCUGCAACGAAGUGUCGAACACCACCCGUGGCUGGACCUGUUCCCCUUGCCUCGGAUGCGGGAUAACAUGAUCAGAUUGGGAGACGCUCUGGAUGAAUACCAAUUGUGUGAGGAUCUCAUGGGAUUCUGGAACACGCAACAGAAGGAUUCUAUGCUGGUCGUUUGGGGAGAUCCCUGGGACCCGCGGAAUUGGGAAAUCACUGAGCAGUUCCUGCGAAAAUGGAGCUGGUUGAUCAAAGGAUGUCCAGAGUUGAUUUGGUCUACAAACUACUGGCGCCGUCAACGUGGGGAGAAGAAGAUUGCCUAUAGGGGUUACGAAUGA